Molecule: messenger RNA, 4894 nt
Organism: Passer domesticus (house sparrow)
Lineage: Eukaryota; Metazoa; Chordata; Aves; Passeriformes; Passeridae
Gene: FGG
Product: fibrinogen gamma chain
Exons: 10
Coding region: 3421-4728 (435 amino acids)
Biological process (GO): platelet activation; blood coagulation; protein polymerization
Cellular component (GO): fibrinogen complex
Molecular function (GO): signaling receptor binding
Source: RefSeq, a predicted model, not a curated record
GCUUCACUACCAGACAGCUUUUUAGUUGUUUCUAAUUCUUAUCCUAAUUAUCACACUUAUUGGUUGACCUAGCAAAGGGGAUUUUGCCCACUAAUCUGUUUAGUAAUGCAAGCAGGGUGAUAUAUAUUGGUGAUGGAUAGCAAAGCAUUGUAGGGCGCUUUUUUUCAUAAUUUGCCAUUUGGUAUUUUUAAAUAGGAAAAUUAUCUUCUGGAGCAUCUAAAAAAAUGGAAGUUCAUGUCAAGUCCACUGAACACUUUCAGUUAAAUAGUAAUAAAAGCCCAUUGGAAAUCUUAAAACUCAUCGCUGAACAUUUCUAAAAUAUUGUAGACUGAUUUUUCAGGUUAGAUUCUUAAGGCAAGUAAGUAUAAGCUUAAAAAACAGAUGUUUUUCCAAGGCAGCCAUAAGGAUAUUCUGAUAUUCAAGAACUAAUUUACGGACACAAGCAUGUUUCAUCUAGUUUGUUUUUCUGAUGAAAGGUUUUCUAUGAAUGAUGGGCAGGUGUUGGCUAGUAUCCCAGUGGCUGACAAAAAGUACUAAUCAAUAUUGAGUUGAAGAAAGCUCUUUCAAACAAAUAAUGAUCUUUACUCUCCCAUUAAAAAUAAAUUUCAGGAAAAGAGUACACUGAGUUUGAGAACUCUUCUUUCCACCUGUGCUACCACGUAUUGUUCCUCAUCUGUUACCAAACCAGCAAACAGACUUACUGGAAAGAACACACUGGCCAGAAAAUCAACAUGGCUAAAUUAACCUGGACAUGUCUGAGGAACAAUUAGGUCUCUAGCACACCAGUUUGGUAAGUGGGUCAGCUGUUUUGCAACCAGCACCCACCAUGACAAAAUGGUAUGUAGGAGAGAAAAAAUACCGCAUAGGAUAUGGAUUGCUUUCAACUUAAUUAAAAGUAGGAAUAAGAUCAUUCUAAGCAAUGAAAGGUGAAAUAACAGAAGAAAAGAAAAAUAAGCAAAUAUGUUAAAUGAUUAAUUAUUCAUGACCAUGUAAUCAGUAAAGCAAACAAAAAUUUCCUGAGGUUUAAAUAUUUACAUCUUCUGCUGAGAAGUACCACAGUUGUAACCACAAACACAGCUAAGCAACACUUAUAAUUGCAGUGUGCAAAUAUUUGGUAAUCAUUGAGGCAAUGUUGAAAAUUGACUCCUUCAUGACUGUAAAUAUAUACGGUGAUAAUUUUGUGUAACAUAAGCAUCUGACUGAAAAUUCAGGUUUCCUAUUCCUAACCCAUUUGUAGGGAUUGUGAUCCUUUUGUUUUUCCUACCAAUUAGACAUUUACCUUGAACAUUGAAACUAUAUUUAUAUAGUGUUAUUAUGUCAUUAUAGCCAUUCUCAUAGUUAAAUUAUACAAUCUUGGGGGUUUUAACUCAAGAUGAACUAGGCUUUUACUGCUACAGUUCACUGUUGUCAUCUUCUCUGAUUCCUGAAAUUCAUGCCUAGGAACACAAGACAAUUUUUUUUUCGUUUUCUGCUACCACAUAGUCUUCUGACAGAGUUUCAAGCCUAUAUGUACUACUUCUGGUGACAAAAGGGAAAGAUGUGUUCUUUAUUCUGUCAGAGGAUGUGGGAUACCUGAAUUGUGCUACGUGGUUCACCUGUUGCAUCACGAACCGUACGUGCCCAUCUGUACUCUGCAGUGUACAUCUGUGUUCAAGCUGUUACUUAACAAAGUUCAUACCAGCAACCUACUCAUGCUAUCUUGUCAUAUCUAAGGGAAUCCUGCUGGUGCACAGCCUCUGGAAUGGUAUCUCUAGGACCCUGUGGACCCUUGUGUCAUGAACUGCAAAGAUGAAGCAAAGCAAGCUAGGUUCAGCGGUCAUUUCCUCAGUCCAUGUUAAAGCACCAGUGAAGCAACAGAAAAAAACACAACAGCAGAUAGACUUCUACCCAGUCCUAUUUACUUUGUUUUCACACUUUAGGAAACAGAAAUGACUCUGUAAAAGGUGGGACCAAGGUGGGACCAUGUUCUAUUUGUGUCAGUAAGGUGAAUGAGAGUGCAUUCUGCACAGGCUCUUGAAGGUAGUUAAUAGCAGAUUUGGAAAGACAAACCUUUAGCAUCGGUCAUCCUUUGGAAAAGACUUUUGGCAGCCUGGCAACUAACUCACUGGUCAUCAGUACAGUUACUGGAAAGCUGACUCUCCCAGGCACAAUGCUUCAGCCUCACUUUAAGUGCCACAUCAGAUUGAUUCUUAGCAUCUUAAACACACAUUUCCUUCUGGCAAUAUGUGGGUGGAUCUCUGAACAUAAUGGGAACCUUCUGUUUGACCCAAUUUGACCAGAUUAAAAGAGGAUAUACAGGUCACGAACUCUCCAUUUUUCAGGGCAUAAUUAUAUCUAAUUUUCUAAUAAUCCGGUUUCUAUACAGUGCUCUUUUCCCCAUUUUUAAAGUACCUAUUAUGCCAUGUUGAAACGUUGAUCCAGCUGUACAGAGAUGAAGUCAUUUGCCUGAAAUCACAAAGCUGACCCCAGUAACAACAGAUCUAUCCGUGAGCCCCAUUCUCACCAUUUCUUCUCAUCAUUUGGUCAAACAUGUCACAGAGUCAAAAACCUCAUUCAACACUGCCUUAUCACGCAUUGUGCUGUACAGGCACAAAAUCAGGCUUUCUCUGCAGGUCUAGGUCAUGAGUGGAAAGGUGUUAAUGCUUCCAGUACAGAGAGCAUGCAAAAGGACAUACUGAAGUAAUUGCUGGAACAAAGCCCAUGGCAGAAGACAGGGUUUGUCAGCGCUCUUGUAACAAUAUUGAAUAAGGCAGAUACCAACAACUUUAGCUCCCCAGCGAGGAAGUAUUGACUAAAGUCAUUGCAAUGGAUUCACUGUGUUGAAGGAUGGGGAACAUUCAUACUUUCAUUGCUUGUGAGAAAUACCACAGACUUCUUUUCCAGAUGUGCCACUGCCCAAUGGCUUCACACCUUUCUCUGCCUCAGUUUUUUCAUCUACAGAACUGGGAAAAUGGUGUUGAGUCUCUUUGCAAAACACAGAUCUGUGGCGAGAGAGGCCUACAUAAUCCUAAAAUAUAAUUUGUUUUUAGGCAAUUGAUAGUUGGUACAGAUAAUUGAGAUGGCUACUGUGGCUUUUCCCUGUGCUAUUAGAGUGAAACUUCUGCCAGCCCCCGUUACGAAGCGAUGUGUGAGUUUGAUUAUGCUUGUGACUAGGUGUAGCAUCUCCAUGCCUUGUCUCACCUUCCCGCCUCCCUGGCUGGAGCAGAGAUCAGGCGACUAAGUGCAAAGCGGGUUCUGAAAAUGGGAGGAGUGUAUGUGCAAAUUCUGGGAAUCCACCUCAGAUCCCUACCCCACCUCUUCCCACCACCUCCCAGUGCCCGCCCCCAGCUUCAGCCUGCUGCCUUAAACUGCUGCCACCCUGAGCUAGGUUGAACAUUCUCGGCUGCUGACUGCACAAGUGCACCUGGUGGGACAGACACGAUGGGGCUGAGGUUGUGCAGCUGGGCUCCCCUGGGGUCUCUCCUCUCCCUGCUCUUUUCCACCAGCAUGGCGUACAUUGCUACCAGAGACAACUGCUGCAUACUGGAUGACAGAUUUGGUAGCUUCUGCCCAACAACUUGUGGCAUUGAAGAUUUCUUUAGUAAAUACCAUGCCGCUGUAGAUAAUGACCUGCUGGAAAUGGAGAGACUUUUGCAGCGGAUUUCUAAUGCCACAGUAACAGCAGACCAUCUGAUCGAACACAUCCAAGGCCUCUAUCCUUCAGAAAAGCAGACAUUACCAAAUUCAAUUGAUGAUUUCACUCAAAAGUCCAGGAAAAUAAUUGAAGAAAUUAUCAGAUAUGAAAACACUAUAUUGUCUCAUGAAGCUACUAUACAACAGUUGACAGACACACAUAUAAUGAACGGCAACAGGAUCACAGAGCUGAAACAGAAGAUUGCCCAGCUUGAGUCACUCUGUCAGGAGCCGUGCAAGGACCGGGCUGAAAUUCAGGAGACAACUGGAAGAGAUUGUCAAGACAUUGCAAAUAAGGGUGCAAGGAAAAGUGGUCUGUACUUUAUCAAGCCUCAGAGAGCCAAGCAGUCAUUCCUAGUCUACUGUGAGAUUGACUCAUAUGGCAAUGGCUGGACAGUACUACAAAGGAGACUGGAUGGGAGUGAAGACUUCAGCAAAAAUUGGGUUCAGUACAAGGAAGGAUUUGGACAUCUGUCUCCAGAUGACACCACUGAGUUCUGGCUGGGCAAUGAAAAGAUGCAUUUAAUUACUACACAGUCUACUCUGCCAUACACCUUACGAAUAGAGCUGGAGGACUGGAGUGGCAAAAAAAGCACUGCUGACUACGCUGUAUUCCGAGUGGGAAGUGAAGAGGACAAGUAUCGACUGACUUACGCCUACUUCAUCGGGGGUGACGCCGGGGAUGCCUUUGAUGGGUACGAUUUUGGGGAUGACCCAAGUGACAAAUCCUACACCUACCACAACGGCAUGCGGUUCAGUACCCACGAUAAUGACAACGACAACUACGAAGGCAACUGUGCUGAGCAGGACGGAUCUGGGUGGUGGAUGAAUAGGUGUCAUGCUGGCCACCUCAAUGGCAAAUAUUAUCAAGGUGGUGUGUACACAUCGGAAGAUGCUGGUCCAUCUGGAUUUGACAAUGGCAUUAUCUGGGCAACCUGGCGUGACCGGUGGUACUCCAUGAAGAAAUCUGCAAUGAAAAUCAUCCCAUUCAACAGACUGUCAGUAGAUGGACAGCAGCACAACUUAGGCAAUGUCAAACAGGUUGGAGACGCAUAAAGGACAAAUUGAGAAAGACCAGUCUGAACAGGAAAAGCAAAUCUUUUCUUAGACAGUGAACUCAGCAAACAUUACACAGUUCAGUUUUGACUAUAAAGCAAUAUUGACUGUAAGAUACCCAAACCUCUUCCCUGAGCAGUACAUACCUCUGUAGAUGGUUGGUUUU